AUGAGCGGGCGGUGCAGCGCACGAGCGGGCGGUGCAGCGUACGAGCGGGCGGUGCAGCGUACGAGCGGGCGGUGCAGCGUACGAGCGGGCGGUGCAGCGUACGAGCGGGCGGUGCAGCGUACGAGCGGGCGGUGCAGCGUACGAGCGGGCGGUGCAGCGUACGAGCGGGCGGUGCAGCGUACGAGCGGGCGGUGCAGCGUACGAGCGGGCGGUGCAGCGUAUGAGCGGGCGGGUCUUCGAGCAACAGCCCACGAGUACAUGGCGCGCUUCUUCCUGCAAAUCCCUCAGAACGAGCUUCCAUCUCUCCUCCAACCCUCGCACCUCCACUCCCCCCUCCUGCCACAACCACGGCUUCCCCACCCUCCCUUCCUCCUCUCAUCAACUCCCCAUACCGCCCCCCCACACCCUCCCAUCCCCCCUUCCUCCCUCCUCCAUCCCUCUCUCCAACCGUCACUCCCCCAUCCCUCCUCACUCCACCUCCCCUUUCUCCAACCAGUCACGUUCUUACCCUCCCAUCUGCCACCGUCUAAUCUUUUACCCUUCUCCACCCCUUCCUCCGUAUCUCCUUCUGCUCUCACCCCAUCCUCUUGCCUCGCUAUCACUUAUCCCAAAGAUGCUGCUGCUGCUGAUCCUGCUACUCCUGCUGCUGCUGCUGAUCCUGCUUCUCCUGCUGCUGCUGCUGAUCCUGCUACUCCUGCUGCUGCUGAUCCUGCUAGUAGCACCUGCAGCAGUGUUGGCGCUGCCUCUGCUGCCUCUGCUGGUUCUGCUGCUGCUGGAGGCCUAACCAGUGGUGAUGCGGUUACCACUAGCAGUGCGGUUACCAGCCGUACCACUGCGGUUACCGAUCGGCGUAUCUGCAAGCUGAUAGCGCUUCUAGGAGAGGCAUAUCUGGGCCUAGCAGAAGCUUAUAAGGGGAAUGGGCAGGUGGGGCGGGCUUUAAGAGCUGCUGAGCUGGCGUGUGUGGUUGUGGGGGGUUGGCCGUGGGACUUGGAGGAUCUAGGCUUGGAAGGGGAAGGGGAGGAGGGGGGAGAGGGAGGAGUGGGAGGAGAGGGAGAGGAUGGGAGGCGGGAUGAAGGGGAGGAGGGUAGGUUUCGGGGAUUGGAGGGAUGGGGGGUUGGAGGUGAGGGGAAUGGAAUGAAGACUGGUGGCGAGCAGGAAGGGGAGAGAGCGGAGAGGGGGGUGCAAGAGGUUAGGGGGGCGAGAGGUGGGAGGAAGAAAGCGAAAGGGAAAGAUAGGAAGCAGAAGAAGGGCGAAAGAGGGGCGGAAGGAGGAAAUGCUUUACAUGUAGCGAGUCAGCCCGUAAGGGAGAUGAGGGUGGAAGACAGGCUGAGGCUGUCCGAUUCUGGCUGCUCCACGUCUGACGCCCCUGUGCUUCGUGUUUACACUGCGUCACGUACAGUCACACCGCUUAAAGUCACACAAUCUCUCGGUGGGGCUAAAACGAAGGACUCUUCAAAGCCCAGCCAGUCAGCACGCAAGAAUGAGAGGCAGAUCCGUGUUUCUGAAUCUGGAAGGCCAAAAGGGGUGGGGGUGGGAGUGAGCAGAGGAGCAGCAGCAGCAGCAGCAGCAGGGAUGUUGGCGGGAGGGGGAGAAUCUGCAGGGUGGGAGGGUAGCAUGUGGUUGUGCAGGCGUGUGAGUGGAAGGAGCUUUUGGGGUGAGCUGUGGGAACUGGUAGGAGAUUUGUAUGUGGACCUAGAGACUAGGGUCGGAACAGGGUCGGAGCCUGAGCAAGCAGCAAGGCUCGGUGAUUCGAAGCAAGAGGCGAGACUCGGUGACCCAAAGCAAGGGGCAAGGGUUGGUGGUGCGAGGUUGGGCGAGGGGAGAAGGGAAGAAGGCAGUGUGGCUGUGCGGGCUGCAGCAGUGGCUGCAGAGGGAGAGGCAUCUGGGAGUGCAGAGCUGAGGAUAGAAGAGGAGGUGGCAAGGGAGGUGAGACGGGUGAGGAAGAAAAGGAGGCAGAGGGAGGGCAGUGGUCACGGGGCAACAGGCGAAAGGGUCGCGGCUGGGGAGGCAGCAAGGGCAGCAGCAGGGGCAGCAGAAGCAGUAGCAGCUGUAGCACAUGCUGUUUGUAGCGUGUGUGGGAGGGGCGGUUGUAGCUGCUUGAAUGAACGAGCACGACGAGACAACGGUGAAUCAGCAUCAGCAGCACCAUCAGCCCUUCCCCAAGCCGCCUGCGCUGCAACCAGCUGGAAGAGUCGUUGUUUUGGCCGACCGUUCGUGCUCGACCCGAACGCCAACUACCAAUCAGCAGCCGAGUUUUACUCCCGGGCAGCGGCUGCGUUCUCGGCCAAUCACGACGCGACAAGCAAGCAGGCGGUUAUGAGGAAACGCGGAUGGGCCUGCAACGAGCGCGGCCGGUGGCUUCUCAACUCCCCUUCCUCCUCCUCUCCCUCCUCCUCUUCCUCCUCUUCCUCUGCCUCAUCUCCUCCUCCACCUCCCACACCCCCACACGCCACCAUAGCAGCAGCACGGGCAGCGCUGGUGGCGGCAGCAGAGGCAUUCUGGGAAGCGGGAGAUGCUCCCAAUGCUGCUCUCGUGCUCUGCAAUCUGGGCCAUGGGGAACGGGCAGAUGCUGAGGUGAUUGCUGCUCCUGUUCUCAUGCUCUCUGAGCAAGCAGGUGCUUCUGGCGUGGGCUUUAGUAAUGCUGCUUCUUCUGCUGCUGCUGCUGCUCCUGCUGCUGGGGCGCCUGUUGCUUUUGGUGCUGGGGAUGCCGCAACGAAUGUUAACGGCGGUGAAAGUGGUUCCGCUGGUGCUGGUGCUGGUGCUGGUACUGGUGCUGGUGCUGGGUUCUCGGGCAAGUUUGAGAGAGCGAGGCAGCGGUAUAUGCGGGCGUUGGGGUGGUAUGGGGAUGCUCGCAGGGAGCUGAUGAGGAGUGUGGGGGAAGGUAAGGCCGAUGGUGCUGCCGAUGGGAGUACGGACGUAGCGGGAGGAGCAGGAGGAGCAGGGGGAGUAGGAGUAGGAGGAGGACGAGGUAAGGGUGGCGUGGGGGUUGAGAGUGAGUCAGCAGCAGCACGGGCAUAUGGGGUGGUGUGGAGCGAGGUGAACCUGCAAUUCGCCCACACUUACCUAAGAGUCGGCAUGCUUAUGGCCGCUGCGGAACGCCUGGGCCUCCCAAUGGUCCCUGCUGGGAACAGGAAAGAGAAUGCGGAUAGUUCCAGUUGGUUCGGUGGAGGGAGGGUGGAGAAUGAGAGAGGGGAUGGGGAUGGGGAUGGGGUGAGGGAGGAAGGCGGAGGGGGGGCAGGGGAGGGGAAUGAGUGGGAGUGGGAGGUGCGAGGGUAUGUUUCGGCGAAGGAUGCCUUGAGUAAGGCCCUGAUUCUGUAUGAGUCUCUAGGGGCGAGCAGACAGCAAGAAGCUGCCUUUGCUCACUUCCAUCUUGCUGGUUACCACAGGGAUUGUGCCCUUCGUGCUGCUGCUGCUGCUGCUGCUGCAGGAGGAUCAGCAGCAGGGGGUGUGGCGGAUUGGCAGCAGCAGCAGCAGCAGCAGCAGCAGCAGCAGAAGCGCCUGGCAGCGUUAGCAGAGGUGCACUGGCACAAGGCAGUGUGCUUCUAUCGAGCGGAAGCGCAUCCGGACAUGUUUGUGACUAUAUGCAUGGAGAGGGCGGGGCUAGCGUCUGGUCUGGGCGGGCAGAAGCAGCAGCAGUGGCAGAGUCACCUCGCGGCUCUGAGACACCUCAUGGCAGUGCAGGCCGCGCUAUCACCACCCCCAGGCCCCUCUCCCUCCCCGGUUCCCGAUUCCAAAACCACGGAGCACUCAAAGCAAGCUCACGACAAGGCGUCCCCUCUCUACAGUCACACGGCUGAGAGGCUGUGCCAUCUCGUACAGUCACACCUGAAGGCCUUGCUGGGCCUUGCUCUGGCAUCUUCCGGCUCAUCCCUCGGUGGGAGGAAGGCGGGUGAAGGUACAAGUGCAGCAGGCUUAGGGGUUGGGAGACGUGGAGAGGAGUCUGUGGGAGUGCUUCGAGAGGCUUACAGGUGCUCUUUGAAGCUGGACAAGUGUGCAUUGAACCUGCAUUCGAUAUCUGUAUUGGUUGCUCGUUUGCAGUAA
Messenger RNA from Closterium sp. Naga37s-1, 4041 nucleotides. NCBI's taxonomy places the organism in Eukaryota, Viridiplantae, Streptophyta, Zygnematophyceae, Desmidiales, Closteriaceae. The record is from the annotation of a GenBank genome assembly.